Messenger RNA from Amoebophrya sp. A25, 2048 nucleotides. The record is from the annotation of a GenBank genome assembly. NCBI's taxonomy places the organism in Eukaryota, Dinophyceae, Syndiniales, Amoebophryaceae.
GAAAGUAAAGCAUAUGUUUCUAGGGCAGUAUUGGAGUUCAACGAACACUAAAGCUGGAUGCAAACUUAUGAUUAGGUGACCUCCCUGACCCUCUGCCUCUUAUCGUUCCCCAAGGUCCAUAUCACAGAUCAAAGUAUCUCGUGGUUAAGCAUUAAGAUAUAAUCGUGUAUCAUAAGAACAAGCAGGAGACUAAGAAAAACAAGAUGGCAAAAGCAAUGUCGGAUCCGGAUGCAUUUAAUGUGAACAAUCUGGUCACUAAGUUUGAGGCCUGCGCGGACGAUUGUAAGAACACAGGCGACGUGGACGUAAACAAAUAUGCAGAAUGUAUGCGGGAAGUGAGGAAGGUACAACUAUCUGUGUUUUUUUGAAUGGAGAUCUGUGUUUUCUUGAGUCACUCUCCCUCCUCACUUUGAUUCGACUUUUUAUUAACCACGGUGCCUGAGUACGAUUUCUCAACGAGACAAUCACUAUCACAAUCAAACAUCGUUUAAUACUUAUUUAAAAUUAAAUUAAUGUAUAAAUUUAUAGUGGACAUCGGUCAUAUGGCUACGACUUUACUCAGGUCAUCAGCCUCGGUGCUUGCUGACUUUACGCAGGUCACCCAUCAUCCUCAGAGACGAGCAGGUGUCGGCGGGGCUCGUUGUGCAGGAUCCAUAACCUAACCUAACCAUUUAUCUAUUAAGGUUUUCGACAACCUGGGGUCAACGUUCGCAUUCGCCUUCAAAGAUCUGGAUGAAAAACUCACAACUUUGGAGACACAUGGACCGAACAUUCCAAAAGCAGGCGCUAUGCUGGAAAAUGAAAAGCAGCGAGGAAGCAUUCCACCAAGCAAUGACAGCGUACAACAAGCGAUAUUCAAUGUGCUAUUCCACUUAUUUCUAAUUACAUUCAUGAGAACUGCCGUUGUACUUGUACUAUCAUGUACUUCUGGUGUAGAUCGUGCUCUACCAGUAAAUGAUUUUCUGUCACUACUCUUAUCUGGACAAGAACAGCAAAACUUCUCCAUUGCGAAUCAAACCACAUCAGCUCCUAGACGGAAAGGGCGGAGUUUCGCCAGUCCGGGCAUUGAAUCGAGCGAGCCACGUGUGCAUGUUUAUCACAGGAAUUUUUGAAGAACUCAUAGCGAGUUCGUCAGUCACACUUACAGCGGCAUGCACGCAAGCAUAUGAGAGAACUCUGGCGCAGAUACACGGGUGGAUCGUGAAGAAGAGCGUGAAACUAGGUACCUGGUGAUUCAUGCUGAUUAGUUAGAAAUUUUAGCUAUUUCGUUUUUACAAAAAGAGAGCGAAACUGUCUACUAUCUUUGUACUACCGCUGGGACCGGGUAAAGCAAGUCAUGAUGUGUUCUAUUUCUCAUGCCAGCUUUUAACAUGGUGUCUGAUCGAAAGGCGUUUUUGUCGGGUUGCGGUGUUUCUGAUGAGGAUUUGAGCGAGAAAGGUCAACGGUUCGUCAAGGCUUCCGCGGUGAUUACGGGCUGCGUAAAGGGGCACUUUGAAAAACGGGACUUACUUUGGGUUUUCUAAAAAGUUGGUGUGCAAGCCAGUGCCCUGUGUGGUGAGGGAGGAUAGGGUAACCGCUUCACUACGCUUUAAUAUCACAUUCAUGAUCAUUGCGACAUGAUCAAGAUACGACGAUAUCACUGAAGACAGGGAUACCGGUUACACAUCAUUGUGGCAUUCGUUUGCUUGAUACCAGCACCAUAUCUGCCAUAGAGUCGACGUGUCAUUCAUUGGCAUUGGGGUCCUCGUGAGUUCAUGAUUCCAUAUCGUCAUUUGAGCGGUGGCCGUCGUGUAAAAAGUACCGCAUUACUAUGUCGGCCUUACCAUGAAUUCGAUAAGCAUCCGUGACCCUUCUGCUUCGCUCAUCACGGUCUAUGCACCUCCAGGAAUAAGCUGCCCCGAUUGAUGCACCUGUCCCCUAUGUAACUUUUUCAACGAACCGCGAAGACUACAAACAAGACUAAGACAACAUCGAUCAUUAUGAGAAAUUGAUAGUACUACAUCGAAGAUGAAGAAGUUGUGGCUCUGCUAUCAAGAGCUGAUCGAGGC